Messenger RNA from Camelus dromedarius (Arabian camel), 1254 nucleotides. RefSeq names its product transmembrane protein 171 (gene TMEM171). Lineage: Eukaryota; Metazoa; Chordata; Mammalia; Artiodactyla; Camelidae. Bases 193 to 1170 code for a protein of 325 amino acids. The transcript has 4 exons. The record is from RefSeq and is a predicted model, not a curated record.
GCAAACCCAUCCCGAAACUCCUGGUUCAAGGGCAGGGAAAGUUACCAGUUUAAUUCCGGCAAAUCAUUAGCAACUGAGAACCGGGAAGAGGGUUCGAUGGCAACGCACGGCUGCGAGCAUACAUAGCUGCUGAAACAACUGGAAGGAAGGAACACACCCUGCCCGCUCCUGGGGAAGGGGCCUUUUCUGGCCAUGUCUCCUGCAGCGGCUGCCGAGCCAGAUGGGUUCCAGCGAGCCAGGAAUGUCAGCAAGCUUAUAUUCUUCCUUUUUGUCAUUGGCGCCAUCCUGCUGUGUGUGGGAGUCCUGCUCUCCAUCUUUGGGUUCCAGGCAUGCCAAUACGACACCCCCACCAACUGCAGCAUGAUACUGAAGGUCGCGGGGCCCGUGUGUGCCGUCGUUGGGCUUGGGGCCGUGAUCCUGGCCCGCUCCCGGGCAAGACUUCAGCGCAGUGAGGCGCGCCUGCGAGGCAACCAGGGGGACUCAGACCGAGCCUUCCUCUGUGGGGAGAGCCGCCAGUUUGUCCAGUGCCUCAUCUUUGGGUUCCUCUUCCUGACAAGUGGCAUGCUUAUCAGCAUACUGGGCAUUUGGGUCCCUGGGUGUGGCUCAGACUGGGCGUCGGAACCACUGAAUGAGACAGACGCUGAUGACGCAGAGGCCGAGAUCUGUGGAUUCCUGUCCCUGCAGAUCUUGGGACCGUUGAUAGUACUAGUGGGACUGUGCUUCUUCGUGGUUGCCCACAUUAAGAAGAGAAACAACUUGAACGUGGGCCAGGAUGCCUUGGAAAGGGAAGAGAGACAGACCCAGAACGUGGAGGCUGUCCACGUCACUGUAGGUGAUGCGGUGAUCAUAUUCCCACCCCCGCCUCCGCCUUACUUCCCUGAGUCUUCAGCUUCUACAGCUGCUCGAAGUCCUGGGGCUGACAGCUUGCUUCCAAAUGAAAACCCACCUUCAUAUUACAGUAUUUUCAACUAUGGGACCCCAACUCCUGAGAGCCAAGGCGUGGCCUCCGAGAGAGACUGCGCAACUGUAUACACUAUUUCUGGGACCGCCUCAUCCUCGGAGACCUUACACGCUCCACAUCUCUCAUCUGAAUUGCCUCCCAGAUAUGAAGAAAAAGAAUCUGCUGCCACCCUCUCUGUGUCUCCAUCUUCUGAGCCUUCCUCACCAUGAACCAUGGACUCCAGUUCAAUUUUAUAUAGAAUCAAUCACUAUUUUAUUUAAUUUGUUUUUUUUUUAAUAAAAAAUACAACAGCA